Messenger RNA from Haemonchus placei, 288 nucleotides. The record is from the annotation of a GenBank genome assembly. Lineage: Eukaryota; Metazoa; Nematoda; Chromadorea; Rhabditida; Trichostrongylidae.
UGGGCUCGUCAUAGCCUUGUCAGCUAAAACUUUGGGUUCGAUCGCGUUCCUAAAGCAGCUGUCCUGACAUCGGACAUCCUUCAAAGCUGUCACGCGGAUUUGGAUCUUUUUCCCUGCUGGGGCCGUAAUCCAGUCAGUGCACAUGGAGUAAGCAUCUCGGAUGGUGGUGGUAGCGGUACUACCAACGGUGAUACUCCUGGUUUUCCAGGCUGUACCGGCUGCCAAAGUUGUACCACAUCCUGCCUUUCGUUGUCCACAGAGAAUACCUCCAUAGCCAGCCGGACAUAG